AUUUAAAUAAGGUAUUUAGUGCGAUUCAAUGUGAUAGGUAAGUAGGAAUACAUAGAUUCCCAAUCAGAUAUAGGUACAAGAGGAAUUAUAAACAUGCCGUCUUAUGGAAAAAUUAUCGUCAUUCGCCGAAAUGGAGACGAUGGUUCGCGAUUCCCUUUGACGUCACAAUCAUGUUUGUUUGGAAGGAAUUUGAAUUGUGACAUCCGAGUGCAACUUCCUGCUGUUUCAAAUGAACAUUGUCGACUUAAUAUUGGAGAAAAUGGAGAAUGUCAACUGUACAACUUGAGUGAAAACCCAACCAAAGUAAAUGGUGAGAUAUUGAAAGACAACACAGUUGUUCAACAUAAGGAUGUAUUUACCAUUCAUGAUCGUUCUUUCAGGUUUGAAUACCCAGAAAACACACCUUUCUGCAAGACUCCCAAAAAGUUACCCCUGGGUCAAAUCCAAACAAAUGUGGCCGAAAAUAAUUCACCAUUUGGAGCUUUAGUAAGGGAUAUGAAGAAGAGCAUUAAGACUGCAACACCCAAGAAACCAAAGGUGAGUAUUGAUACCAAGUUGGGUUCGGAAAAGAAAAGUUCUUCCAAGAAAAGGCGAAGUGGCAGAAAAUCUAUUGAAAGCAAAAACAUAAAAAGUUCUUCACCUGAGUUUGAUGUAAAUGACAAGAAGGCCAAUGAAGAGAAUAAUGCUCCUAUCCCUGUAUUAAAUGAAACUGCAAGUAAUUCUGCUUUAAGUUCGUUAAACUCAAGUGGAACUCUUGACUCAUUUAACAAAGCGAUGAUCGAGUCAAGCGUUACUGAUGAAAGCGAUAAAUCUAUAACUGAGGAGAAGAAGGAAAGAAGAAGAAGCAGGAGAUCAUCUUUGAAGAAGUCCUUGCCAACUCCCUCCAUUGCUCAGUCUCCGGAACAAAAUGAAAACGAAAAUCCGAUAUCGAAAGAAGAUGAUCAGAUGAUGGUUCUCGAAACAAAGAAAGCUGUUCAGAAAAGUCCAAGGCCCAACAUCAAGGCUACAACUGCCAUUGUUCCAGAAGGUACUCCAACUAUUUCAUUGUCUUCACCAGCUCCUGCCAAGCAAAAUGAUCCGUAUGAUUUCGCAGUUUCUCCUGAAGCUGCUGUUUUUGGUAAAAGUACGAAAAAUUACAGGCGUAGGUCAUCAGGUAGUACAAGCAGCAAGAAAGCCAAUCUUCUUGUUGGCAGUCCCCGUGCACCAACAGCCAUACCUUUGCAUGCAACAAUGGAAGACCUAAAGCGUAAAUCCAUCCCAUUAGUUGAAGACACAGUAGAGGUUGAGAACAACUCUUCUCCUAUCAAGAAGCCACCAUCUUGGAUUCUCAAAUCCAACAAAACUCCGUCUUCAAUUUUGUUUCAAGAUUCUCCAGUUUCGACCAGAAAGUCCCGAAGAGUGUCGUUUGGUCCUCAACUAAGUCCAGAGCAGUUUCUGAAGACUCUUCCUCCAAACACCCCAGUGAAGAAAGGAGCGGUAAUUCCCACAGGAUCCGAAAAAUCUCUUCUUGGAAGAAAAUCUGUCUCCUUCUGCCCACCAUCUACAUUGGAAACAUUGGAAGAGCAACCAGCAGAAGAAACAACACCCGUUGCACAGAGAAAAGUUUCAAGGACUCCAACUCCAUUUAAACCAGCUCAGGAUAAAAAGAAGCAAAAGUCGUUGCUACAACAUGUUUUAACUGCAACAGCAAAUGCUAACAGUGUAAUUGCUUCACCUCAAGUUAAAUCACUGGACCCUGAUUCUAAAGAAGAGGAAGAAAAUAAUGAGAAAUGUUUUGAAGAGAUGGAAGAAUCGCCAGUAAUUGAAGAACCUCCGGUUCCUGUUAAGAGCCCAAAGAAACGUAGAAGCUCACUGAGGAACACCCCUAUAGUCAACACUCACAAAACUGCAACCAAUUUAUUCCGUAGACGAAGUGCUGGUAAAAUGAACAAACCACUUUGGUCGGAAAUCGUUCGGAAAGAUAUGAAAGCUGCCGUUAUCUCUACAGUUACCUCACAAGCUGUCGUUAAAAACACAAAGAAAGUUUCUAAGAAGAAGGGAACCCCCUCCCAUCAUACCAUGCACCACGUUGAUUCGCCAGCUACUAUUUAUAUCGGACGAACUAAAAGUCGUGUCCAACCAACAAGAACACCAAGACCACCCAAAGGAGCAAGGCCUGUUAAACUUGAUCUUCCACUUAAUGAGAGCUUUGGAGGAUUGGAGGAAAUCUUCCGGACUCCUGCUCGUGAGGAAACAUCCUUGGAUGAUGAGGAUCAUGAUCUUUAUGAUGAUCUUCAUACUCCGGAAGCAAGCAUGGCUGUCUCUCCAUUCUCUGUUGAUCAAUCCAAGCGAUCUUCAUCACGAUCAAUGACAAGAAGAUCGGAUGAGAUAAAGAUGAUGGAUUCAGGAGCUUCUCCGGAUUUAAGGAGAGUAAAGAUAAGUAAAUGUGAGGAGGAAGAAGAAGAAGACAGUGAUGAUGAGAUCAGCUUCACUGGGAUUGCUAACCUCUUCAAAGAGAAUGAUGAGGAAUCCUCUAAUGAUGAGGAAGAAGAGCAAUCUGAGGAGAUGGAUGUUGGAGAUGAAGUCUUGUCUUCUUCGGUGGAUGACGUUGUGAAGCGGGUUGAAGAAGAUAGCGAAGGGGAUGUUUCAUCUAUUGAAGACUCAAUUGUUGGGGAAGAUGGGAGUUUGGAUGACACAGUUGAGCUCACAGAAGAGGAAUCUGCGGAUGAUAAUGUCUCUAUUAAAGAAGAGGACACAGAUGAUGAUAAAACUGAAGAUGCUCCUGCUUCCGCCAACUCCAGUGAAGAGGGUGAUCUUCCAAGGACAGAGUUGAGAUCUGUUCGUCCGAAACGAGAAAAAUAUGGAGCAGUUGAAGAAAACUUUGGGACCAAGCGUUUGUUAAAAACUCCUAAGCAAAAGGUGAAGUCUGCUGCUGUUUCGGAGCAUUUUGGGACGAAAAGGUUGCUUAAGACUCCGAGAGAGAAGAAAACAAACCAAGAGGUGACGGAUAAACUAGGAAUGAAACGCUUGCUUCAAACUCCAAAAGAAAAGGUGAAGAAUGAAGCUGUGGAGGAGAAUUUAGGGACCAAGCGCCUUCUUAAAACACCAAGAGCAAAGAAAAAUGAAGCGGUGAGUGAUAAGUUUGGAACCAAACGUUUGUUGCAAACCCCAAAGGAAAAACAGAAAAUUGAGCCAGUUGCCGAGAAUUUCGGGACAAAAAGGUUGCUGAAAACUCCCAAAGUAAAACAAGCUCCUGUGUUGGAUAAGUUUGGGACAAAACGUAUUUUUACAACGCCAGUUCAGCAUGCGCCAGAACCUGCUGUGGUCGGGAAGUUCGGGUUCACCAGAAUCUUUAAGGAGGAUGAGGUUGUAGAGAAGAAGAAAGAGGAGUAUGAAGAUCAAGGUUUGGAUGGUUUAAGACACAUAGUGAGGACACCAAAGAUGAAGAACCCGCCUCAGGAUGGUGAUCUUCAUUUGGCUAAGAUCAUGUCCUCUCCAGAAGAUUGGAGGCAGGAAUUGAAAAAAGAUGUUCCAACUUCAUCUGACGAUGUUGUGGAAGUAACUGGUCGUAAGACAAGAUCAAAAAAAGGGAAAACUGUGGCCAAAAGUGAGAAGAAAAAAGUUCCAAAGAUUGUGUUGAGCACUCCUGUUGAUGAAGAAGAAACUGUUCCUGUUGUUUAUAUUAAAGAACCUGCUGUGGUUGUCAAUAUGGAAGAUAUAUUGGAUCUAAAAACAUCAGGGGAAAAUAAAAAGGUAACAAACAAAGGAAGGGCAAAAGCUGCAGCUCGUGUUACACGCUCACGCAGCAAAGAUCUUACUACAACUGAUGAGGAGGCUAAUUCUGCUCCAAAUGAUGUCAUUGCCCCUGAAGCAAGAUCUGAGGAAGAGAAAGAAACAUCUUCUCAAAUCAAAAAGACAAGAAAAACCACAUCUGCGAGCAAAAAAGCAACCAAACCAACCCGCGUGACAAGAGCACGAAAACGUAAUGUUGUAGAAGUAGAUUCAGCAACUUGUGUCAUCACGCAAGAAAAUGAAGCUCCAGUUGAGAAGUCUGCUAAACCUGCUGAGCAGGACACAGAUAACCAGGAAGAAUCAUCGCCAUCCAAAGCCAUAGUGGAAGAUAUAGUAGAUGUAAAAACAUCACAAGAAAAUAAGAAGGUGACAAACAAAGCAAAAGCAAAACCUGCAACCCGUGCCAUGCGCUCCCGUAGAAAGGAUGUUACUCCAACUGAAGAUGAGGCUUCUUCCGUUCCAAAUGGUAUCAUUGCUCCGGAAACAAUGUCCGAAGAGCAAAAAGAACCAUCUCCAAAAAUUCAGAAGACUACUACAAGUAAAAAAUCAACUAAAACAAAACAUGUGACAUGGGCACAAUGUGAUAAAGAUGAAACAUCAGCCAGUGAAAGUGAGGCACCAAUUGAAAAGUGUCAUGUACCAAUAAAUCAGGAUCCCGCACCAGAAGAUAAACAAAUAUCUUUAGAACCUGCUAAAGAACCUUCCACUGGUCGAAGUACAAGAAAGAGGAAGCAAAAAGUUCCUGAUGAACCACCUGUUGCAAAGAAAUCUUCCAGGACAGAAUCUUUAACUGACACAGAGCAAGUUAAAGAAACCAAAACUACAAGAAACAAGGGCAAACCUAAUGAGGCAAAAGAAAAUGUGAAAACCCCAGCUUCUACAACAACGAAAACUCGAACAAAGAAAACCAAAACUCUUCCAACAGAAACUGAAAAAGAAGCAGCUCCAGUGUUAAGGAGAAGUUCGCGUAAACGAGUUUGAUCAGAAGUUUUUUAACUCAAUUCCUGUGUAUAGGAGAAUUCUUGUCUCCAACCAUUUUAGCUGCAUUUUCUUUUUCUGGGCAGCAGAUACAGAACUGCUAAACAAAUUGUUCUUGUUGUAUAUAGUUAGUAGACACAGUAUGUACAGUCGAUUUCUGUUUAAUUUUUUUAAAAGCUGCCCAAGAUUUUUCAAUCAUAGUUCCACAAGUAUAGUGGGAUGGGGGAAUACGGGACACCUUUAACACUUAACAUCUUAUUAUCUCGAUCGUGUUUUAAACAAUUAACAACCGUCUAUUGGAGUCGUGAGGAUGUGGUUUUAUAAUUAUUUGAAUGUUCUUUGUUUACUACCAAAUGAAACAAGAAAAAAAGGUGUUCCAUCUUUCCCCACCCUACUAUAUUUAAGUCCGAAAGUUAAAUAGCUAGUUUAAAAUCUCAAUCCUAAAUAACUGCCCUAAUUAUUCUAGCAUUACCUCCUCUUGCGUUGCUGCCUUUUUAAUCCGGAUUUUAGUUUUUAAAUCUAAACAUUCCGUUUUCACUGAUCUGGUGGUUUUGUUGUCGCCUCGUAUUUACAUUCUUGAGGUGUAUUUAAUAAAUGUGUAUCAAAAUGGAA
This is a messenger RNA of Ciona intestinalis (vase tunicate), 5361 nucleotides long. NCBI's taxonomy places the organism in Eukaryota, Metazoa, Chordata, Ascidiacea, Phlebobranchia, Cionidae. The record is from RefSeq and is a predicted model, not a curated record.